AUGUACACGAAACUCUUCUCGUCGCUUGCUCUUCUCGUGAUCCCGGGCGUUGCCCGUGGGCUGAUCGAGACGUGUGAGGACCUUCAGGCCGCCUUCGAGCUGACCCAGACGCAGGACGUGGUGGAUGAAAUAUCCACGUUCGGGGACAUCGAGUGCCCAAUGUUCACGAACAUGACCAUGACGUCCAACACGCUCACGCUCAACUCGGCGGAAGACUUGUCGAUCACCUCCGGAAGCACCUCGCUGAUAAAUGUCAGGCUCGAGGUCACCAACGGGGCGAAGCUGGUCUGGGAGACGAGCGUGUUCUUCCUGGGAGACGAAGAAGUCGAGAACAAUGUCAACGGCGGAGGCGUGUUUGUGGGCGAAGGCUCCACGGUGCGUUUCCUGAACGACGUGCAAAUAAGGGACGUCCGCAUCACCAACGAGAGGGAUGGAGACUCUGACAACGCCGUGUUCGUGCGCGACGGAGGCUGUGUGUGGACCGCUGGCUUCUUCCGGGUUGACGGAGAGGCAACCUUCACGAGCUGCGCCAUCAUCGGCACUGGAGAAAGCCCCCCGGGAUCGGGGGGAGCGGUCUUUGUGGACGCGACAGGGUCCGUCCUCUUCAACCAAGGGGUUGCGAUCAGCGACACAUUCAUCACCAACGACGGAGGCGGCGACGGUGGCGGCAUUUUCAACCUCGGCAAGGUUAACAUCAAGGGGGACUCCCGCUUCGAGGAGCUUUCGGCGAGAUCUGGAGCUGCCAUUUUCAACGGCGAGGAUGCAAGCUUCAACUUCAGGAAUGGGGCAAGCGCCUUUUUCCGGGACUUGUCGAACCGCGACUCCGAGGGAAGCGCUCUGGUAAACCUGGGGUUCUUCAAGUUCUCCGGCCCGGUUCUCUUUGUCGACGCCGAGGCGCCCGUGAUCGUCGCAACGGAGGGCAGCACGACCAUCAUCUCGAGGGACUCGGCCUUCUGGAUGUUCGAGAACGACGACGUCACUGGCGAAGCUAUUUCCGUUGCUGAUUCGGCUGAGGUUUCGAUUCCCGGCUCCGUUUCGUUCGUUGGCUUUUAG
Messenger RNA from Ectocarpus siliculosus, 1053 nucleotides. Lineage: Eukaryota; Phaeophyceae; Ectocarpales; Ectocarpaceae. The record is from the annotation of a GenBank genome assembly.